AUGCUGGAGCAGCUGGAGACCAGGAUUGAGCAGCUCUACAACAGCAACAACCCUCAGUGGCGGGCCUUACUUGGGUUGUGGGCGUGCUGCUUUGGGGUGCUCCGCCUCACACACGUGGCUCGGUCUUCCCCGAGACGGCUAUCGAGGUCCACCUUCCACUUCCACUGCUCCAAGGGCAAGCAGAGAGGGAACAGGAAUGGCUUCGACUACGCGGUCCCGAGCUACUUCAUGUCUGGGUGGGAUUGGUCGACCCGCUGGCUGGAGGAUUGGCGCGCCCUACCUGUGCUAUCCCGUCAGAAUGCGGGCAUCAAUUUCAACGAGUUUGGCCGGCCCUACUCCACCCCCCAGACAGUCAAGCUGGCUCAGGAUUUGUACACCCCCUUGCUUGCUGCAGGUGCCGCCCAGGUCAGCACGUACAGCUUCAGGAGAGUGGGCCCUUCUUUCGCUACGUUGGCUGGCUGGUCCCCCCAGCAGCAGUUGUCGCUGGGGGACUGGCAGGAUGCUACACGCCUGCGCCAGGAGGGCAAUUCCAUGCCCCUUCGGUACGCCAGCACUCGUUACACGGCGUCAGUGCGACGCAAGCAUUGCCUCAUCAACGCUGUUGCUAGCUUGGUGCGCUUUACUUCCUGGGAUGAGGUUACUCAGGAGGCCUUGGAGGCCGCCGAGCGGGACGGUGCCCUGGGUAUGGACAGAGCCGUUCAGAAGGACAACCACACGGUCCAGCUCUCCCCUGAAGAGAUCCAGCCACGGUUUCGACUGCCAGCUGCGGUGCCGGUGCCUGCGGCAGCUGCAGCAAUGAUGCCGCGGCAGAUUGGGGGCAAGCGGCUCCCGGCUACCUUGCGGGAUGGAGUGCAGCUAUGUGCUGCUUUUCAGGCAGGCCAUUGCCGGCAUCAGGGCGAUGAGUGCUCUGGCGGCCGACACCGCUGCGCCAUUCUUCUGCAGUCGGGGAGGGUGUGCGGCGGAACCCACGGUGCUGAGGUCUGCCGGGUGAAGCGCUUUGUGAAGGCUCCCGAAUCUCCGCCGAGGACGGGGAUACGUGCCAAGGCCGGCGCUGUGGUCUUGAAGCCCAAGGCGAAGACGAUCCAGGUCAAGGUCAUGCCAAAGAGCCGGGGCGCUUUGGCUGGCUCUGGGAGCUCGUCCUCGGAUCUCCCUCCUUUGAAGAGGCAGCGCGUUGCGCAGGAGCCGGCUCACCCGCCACCGAGAUCUUCUGCUUCCGCGUCCGCCCGUGGUUCGGGCAUCCCUGAGCCAGCUAUGCCGCCUCGCAGUCGGCCGGUGCAGCCUUCGAUCCCCCUCCAAGGACGGACUGGAGGGCGGAGGGACCGCCAGGAUGAUGCAGCUGAGAGUCGCGCGCUGGAGCGCCACUUCGAUAGCAUUGCCACCAUCGGGGGGAAGCGCAUUCAGCCCCCCACGAAGCUUUGGGAAAGUCGCGAGGGAGGGACCCUCUGGCUAUCUGGCAUGCCCACGGCCGAGACCUUGCAUGCUUAUCCGAGGUGUGACCUCCAGCUGUCUUGGCUGACCGAGUCCCUCACUUCCCGCGGCGGUGCGAUCAUUCCUGGAGCUUUGCAGAUGCAGGUGGCAAUCACGGACGCUCGGUCCAGGGACAGGCAAUGGAAGGAGUGCUGGCCAGUCAUUCGCCAGACUCUUGUGAGUGGAGGCUCCGUCUUGGGACAUUGCGUUGCGGGGCACCGUGCUGCGACUGGUCAAGCGCUGCUUCUCGCCUUGCUCACCGACGUCCCCUUUGAACAGGCUCAGGCCACAGUGGGUCGCCUUCGGGAAUGUCAAAUUUAUAAAGUGAUGGACCAAGGCACCAUUGCGCAAUGGGCAACGGCGUACCGCUAUGUCGCCACCGCCAAGGACAAGAGGCAGGUCAACGCCUCCGGGAUUGUACCAAGGUUCAAGACCUCCAAGAAGCUCAAGGCUAUCAACGGGCCUUCUGUCGUGACUGCUUGCAGCGAGCAUCGGCAGUAUUCCACCCAAAGUGAGGUGAUCACAUGUGAGGGUGCAACGUCCGGAGGGAUAUGGCGCAGUUUUCAGCCCGAGGAGAGCACAGACCUUAGCGACCAGGCGGAGUUACCGUCGGUUUCUCCAGCCAUGGCUUCCUUUAGUCUUGUGCCGAGGGACGGUGCAGACUUUCGUGCGACUAUGGAGUCAUUGCAGUUAAAUUUUGAGUUCUCCGAUGAUGUGCUCGAGGCGUUGGUCAAGCAGAAGAUCAAGAAUCUCGAAGAAUUUCGCUACUUCUUCGAAUCAGAAGGGGAGAUAGGCCUCUGGGUCCAGAAGCUGUCUUUAGGAGACCAGCAGCCGCUGCAAACGGCCCGCCUGCGCCGUACUUGGGCGGCCGUCAAGGUCUUCUUCCCGCAUGCCGACGCAGGCCGGGUCCGGAUCUCAGAGGCGGAUCUGGAUGAUCUUCUUGAUGACAGUGCCUUGCGCGACAUGAAGCAGCAGUUUUGGCGGCGUUACAAAACCAGGUUCCCUCCGGAACUGUAUCCAUCAGACGCCACGCUCUCGCGAGUGACGCGAGAGCUCAACAAAAGAAUGUUGUGCGUGUUCAGCGUCUGGAAGGUCAAGAGUCUCCAGUUUCAGCUUCUGAGCACUAGCAAGAAGCGCAAACUUGGGGAUAACUUGUACACCGAGGAUCAAGACCAGGACGAGGUGAUCCCUCGCGACUACGAGUCCUACCUUGACCGCUUGCAGAUUCUCCUCACAGCAUAUGCGUUGGCUGGGGUCCAGCCCGUGGCGGGUUCUCCCCCCGCUAACGGGGAGAACACGGUGGGGUCCGAUACCACGCAGUUCGUGCAUGCACCCUUGGAUGUGCUCAUGGAGUACUUCCAUCGAGCGAAAAGGUCGGUCUCGCAGGUGCAAGGGCCUAAGAAACUGUCCUGGCUUCAGCACAAGGACACCGAAGAGCGGGCAGUCUGGGUCUCCAAGUUCAGGGAGUCCACCAAGACGCUCGGUGCCGUGGUGCGCGAGGUGCUCGACCUGCGCGAUGCGCACUGGAUACCGGUGCAAGCGGGCUCCGCAAGCGAGGCCUUGUCCGCUUCCCCAGCGAAGCCUCCACAGGGAGGGGCCCCGCAGCCCCCCCCCAAGCCUUCUUCCUUCGCCUUGGGCAAGAGCGUCAACGGGAAGAAGGUGGCGCAGAUGAUGAAAGAUGGCAAACGACUAUGCCAGGAUUAUCAAGAGGGCCGUUGCGCGCGAGGCAAGCAAUGCCCCGAUCUGCAUAGAUGCGGCGUGGUUCUCAAGGGCGAGAGCUCCUACAUCGCCCAGAUCAAUCCCUGUCAUGGCGGAUCUCUUUUCCGGCAAUCAAGCUUGGCAGCACAGCUCCAGCAGGUCGAUUUCAUAGUGGCAGCUUUCGACUGCUCCACCAAGAGCCGCGCGCGGGACAUCCCGCGCUCCUUUGAGGAUGGCAGGCCGGCACCUAGGCCGCUUCGAUCUGCAUCAUGCCCAGAGGGACUGGGUGGGCUUAGCAAGUCUGAGCAGGAGCGAGUGGACAAAGACAACCGAGCAUGUUCCUUUGUCCUCGAUGCUAUUCAGCAGGCGGCCGAGAAGGGCGUCGGGUCAGUGCGCGAGAAUCCAGCCAACAGCUUGCAUUGGCUUCUCCCCCAGGAGGUGCAGUCUUUCCAGUCGGGCUUGUGGCAAGACAAACACUAUGAUGCGUGUUGUUGGGGUGGAGCUCGCUACAAGCGCCAGCGAUUUAGGCGCAAUUUGCAAGAAAUCGCAGACUGGCCGGCGAUUCAAUGCCACCAUAUCCAUGGUAAAGGCGAGUGGGACCCUCAGUCCGUGGAUGGCAAGCACUGGUUCCCGUCGCAGGAGGAAGCGGAAUUCACAGCCCCGCUUGCGUUUGCGAUUGCAGUGUCAGCCUCGUGGUGGGCUGCCAGAGUGGGCCGCGCUAAGCUGGCUGUCCCAAGGAUGCCGGUCCCGGGCUGUGUUGGUCGGCGGGAAGCGUGGACUAGCUUCGAUCCGCGAGCACUGCGGGCCUGGGCGAUGGCACCUUUGGCUAUCUCCCUUGGCUUGACCCCGCCCUGCGAGGAGGAAGCGAAUCGAAUCCCACAACGCAGGGCAGUGGCAGAGAUCCAGCGUGAGGACGUUUGCUACCACCAGGGGCCAUCUACAUUGGCCAAGGACAACUUGGGAGACCAGCUCCCAGAACUCUUUGGGAAGACCUUGGUGGUGGAUGAGAUCACCGCCUGGCCGUCGGAAGGUGAUGCCCUUGCCGGGCUCGUCUUUGAGGAGCUGUCGGACAGGAACAGGGAAGCCAAGCCAUUGCAACGGAGGCCGCCGAAUAAGAAGCGCAGGAGUAGCCAGAUUGGUCGUCCACUCCGUGCGCUCGGGUUGGCAGUGGCUCCGUUGGCGGAUGCAUCCCAAAUUUUCUCCUGUUACUUGCGGCAAGAAGAUGUCUUUGGGGCAGUCUGCAAGCUUUUUCCGGCAGAAUGGUUGGAAGGAGUUACCUUCCCGUUCCUUGAAGACUUGAUCAACGCUCCACCGUUUGAUUUGUUCACAAGGUGGCUGCGAGACUCGGGAGCUGAUUGGACAGGGCCUUGCGGGCCUACUUUGGCUCCCCAGUCGGCCCGUAUCUUCCAGCGUGCUGCGGGACAGCAGGCGGGAGCUCUAAGCCAGAGGGCAGCCUUGCCUCCUCUUCUGUCCUUUGGAUUAUCAGAAGAGGACCACUUCUGCCACUCUCUUGCGCGCCUUCACGAACCAGUCCCUACGGAGCGCGAGCCUAUCUUGGACCCCGACCUCCGCUUCGCCGCCGACUUCACAGCAGCCAAUCGAACAAGCUUGCGAUCCCUGCGCCAGAAUGCGAUCGGUGCAGUACGUGAGCUCAAGCGCAGGUGGGCCCCAGUCGAUGUCGCCCUGCGGCGUUUCCAGGCCCCCUCCCUACGCCGUGUGACGGCUGCUCGGGACAUUGGGCUAGUGGCGCUACUCGUUGUGCUGUUCUCCUGGCCUGACACGGCUCUGCCAUUUGCCCUGGUGGCGGGAAUGCCAGCGGUGAUGCGUGACUGGCGGGCCCACAAUGCUCGUAUGCUUUCCAGGAUUGGACCGUCCAAGGACGACGUUUUCUUGUUGCAGCAAUCCACCAAGGAUCAUGAGGCCAUUGUGGCUCGAGUUCCCCCGGAAGACCUCGAGGAGGCCAAAGAGAGUGACUCUUUGGAAUCUGGGGGGGAGGACUGGCCUGAUGCUUAUCGGCAUUGCCCAAUGAGCGAAGAGGAGUCCCUGGCUUGCUUGGUGGUAUGGUGGCACCACGAAUGGCAAGCACCCGCCUAUCAGAUCUAUGCCGGGCUUCUAUUUGGGCUCCCGCUGGCAGUUACAUCUUUCAAUCGCUAUAGUCGUUUCUCCGAAGCAGCCUCUCGGAGGCUGGCCCUUACAGUGGCUUCCUCCUACUUCGACGAUUUCAACCUGCUCGAUUGGGCAUCGUCCAAAGGCUCGGGCCAGUGGGCCGUUGGGUCAAUCAACACCCUGUUAGGGACGCCGUUCGCUGCAGAAAAGCGGCAGCCUAUGUCGGCACAUGGCACGUUCCUGGGGCUGGAUCAUGACUUAUCCGAGGCCCUUUCCCAAGGCUUCGUCACCUUUUGGGCGAGAGAGCGCCUAUUCGACAAGAUGGCUGACCUUAUCGAGCAGGCUACCUCUUCCGGCUCCCUGCGAGCGGGCCUCGCCUCCAAGAUGUUCGGCCUUAUGAACUUCUUGGAGCAAGGGAUGUAUGGCCGGGUAGGUUGCGGGGGGCUGGCAGCCCUCUCAGAACGCCAAAACUCACGUGAGGUUGGGCUCACGGAAGAGAUCCGUGCUUGCUUUCGCCUGAUUUCGGCAAUUCUCCGGCUCCGCCCUCAGCGCCAAUUCUGGAUCAUGCG
Symbiodinium sp. CCMP2592 is the source of this 5840-nucleotide messenger RNA. NCBI's taxonomy places the organism in Eukaryota, Dinophyceae, Suessiales, Symbiodiniaceae. The record is from the annotation of a GenBank genome assembly.